AGUUAUUUCAAAAACUGGAAUCCAACGGAAAACCAAACAUUGUACGCCAUGUUUUUCACCACAUUUGUUUCGUUUUUUGACAGUUACUCAUUGGGUACCACAGAUAGUGAUAUAGAUAACCACCUGUUUUUGGAUUCACCUGUAAACGUCAUCACAGUUCUCUUAGCAUACGUGCUAUUUAUUUUCAAAUGGGGACCACAAAUUAUGAAAAGCCGAGAACCAUUUAAUUUGAAGACACUUAUGAUUAUUUAUAACGUAGUACAAGUAUUUUUUAAUCUCAUACUGUUUAUAAUGGCUGCUCGGCUGAUGCCCAACUUUAGUGCUUACUGUAGUCCUGCAAACAUUUCACAUACUGCAACUGAUGUAGCGAUUCGAAAAGUACACUAUUAUUACGUGCUUUUGAAAUUUAUUGACUUUUUCGAUACAGUGUUUUUUAUUUUGCGUAAAAAACACAGCCAAAUUUCUUUGUUACACUUACAUCAUCAUAUUGGUAUUGCUUCGACCACGUGGGUUACGUUGAAGACCAUACCUGGUGGUGUAGCGAUGUUUGUUUUUCUUGUGAACACAUUUGUUCAUGUUAUAAUGUAUUUGUAUUAUUUGAUUAAUUUGUUGGAUCGGACUAAAACUAUGUGGUGGAAGAAACAUUUGACCCAGUUACAACUUGUUCAGCAUUUCUUCGUUUUUAUUGUUUUUUUCAUUCAUCUUAUAAACUACGAAUGUUCAUAUUCUAAGGGCUUUCUAAUAUUCUACUUGAUGAAUACUUUGACAACGAUUUACCUUUUUUCUAAGUUCUACUUCAAAAAUUAUAUAUUCAAGAAGACUCACUCUAAAGCAAUUUAAAGAUUUUUUUCACAAAUUUUACAACAAUCGUUAUUGCCAGUGUAGAGUUUAAUGAAUUUCAAAUAAACGUUAAUGUUAAUCUCCCUAAACCA
This is a messenger RNA of Zophobas morio, 932 nucleotides long. RefSeq names its product very long chain fatty acid elongase AAEL008004-like. Gene Ontology annotation, molecular function: fatty acid elongase activity. Bases 49 to 840 code for a protein of 263 amino acids. Gene Ontology annotation, biological process: sphingolipid biosynthetic process; fatty acid elongation, saturated fatty acid; fatty acid elongation, monounsaturated fatty acid. The transcript has 6 exons. The record is from RefSeq and is a predicted model, not a curated record. Gene Ontology annotation, cellular component: endoplasmic reticulum membrane. NCBI's taxonomy places the organism in Eukaryota, Metazoa, Arthropoda, Insecta, Coleoptera, Tenebrionidae.